Molecule: messenger RNA, 2709 nt
Organism: Notothenia coriiceps (black rockcod)
Lineage: Eukaryota; Metazoa; Chordata; Actinopteri; Perciformes; Nototheniidae
Product: tetratricopeptide repeat protein 31-like
Molecular function (GO): protein binding; RNA binding
Source: RefSeq, a predicted model, not a curated record
AAAGCAGCAGCAGCAGAAGAAGAAGAAAAAAAAGUGGAAAGCGCGGAAACAACAUGCACGCUGACAAAGUUAGAGAGAUAAAUUAACGCUGUUUGGCGUUUGAUUUACCUAACUUAACGAGUUUAUGAGGCUGUGGGAGGAUUUACUUUACUAACAUGGAUAUAUUUAGAGAAGAGACGGAGUUUACAGAUAUCCGGAUGGUUCAUAGGAUGGUGAAUCUGUUUGAGAGCCGUCCUGGAAUCCAGGGGAGAUUUAGAGUUGGCGUUGUUGCUAAUAUCAGCAAAAAUGGAGAGUGUGGUGUUACGGAGGAGGUUUAUGGUGAAUGGGGUCUUGGGCCUAAUAAUUUCACAGCGUACUCAAACCUGGCAGACUGGAACAGUGGGACUGCAUUAACGGGGGGCUCGGCUUAUCAGCCCCCCGACAAUUAUUACCCACCAUCCUCUUCAAAAGUCCAGCCUAAAGAGAGUGACGCUGAAAGAAGAGCCAGAUUAUUAGAAGAAGUUAUAAAAAGCAAAGAGAAGGCUGAGAAGAAGCGAAUUAAGAAACAGAAACGUAAAGAAAGAAAACGGCUUGAGAAGUUGGAGAAGGAGAAACUGAACCCCGAAACAAACAAAGAGGCAGAAGAAGCUGAGCAGCAGAGCAAAUCAGAGGGAAGCACCGCAGGAAGUGAGGAAACCAAAAACAACCCGCCGGCCGAAGCAAAAGACAGCGGCGGUGGCAGCAGCGGCAGCAGUGAGGAAGAGUCCAGCGAUGAAGACACCAAGAAGGACUCCGCAGACUCUGAGGAGCUCGACAUGAGCAGCACGUUUGUGAGUAAUGCUGCUCAGAUUGCCAGGCGACAGCUGGAGCAGAAUCCCCGCGCCGAGAGGAAGAGGAGGCCCCCCCCCCCACCACCACCACCACCACAGAGGAAGCAAAGAGCCCCCCCGAGACCUGAAGGAGCCCCAGAGGAAGAGAAGAAGCAGGACUUUGCCCCCCCCACUUUGGAAGAUAAUGUUAAAUUCAGUACUGAUCUCGCGGUUAUUGGCAAUAAGUUUGCGAGUGCUGGAGACUUUAAUAUGGCUGUGAAGUAUUUCACCGACGCAAUUAAAUACAACCCCACGGAGUUUAAGCUGUUUGGGAACCGCUCGUUCUGCUUCGAGAAGUCUCAGCAGUUUGAGAAGGCGCUGGCAGACGCAGAGCUGUGCCUCAGCAUGAACCCCGGCUGGGUCAAAGCUCACUUCAGGAGGGGGAGGGCGCUGGCCGGACUCAAGAGGUAUGCGGAGGCGGCCGGAGCCUUCAGGGAGGUGCUGUCUCUGGACGGCUCGUGUGCAGAAGCAGCUCAGGAGCUGAUGAGGGUGCAGAUCACUCAGCUGAUGGAGUAUGGCUUCACUCGGGAGCAGAGCUCAAAUGCUUUAAUAAUCCACGGCACGGUGGAGAAGGCUCUGGAGGUGCUGUCAGCUUUAAACCGUCCCCCAGGAACUAUUCAAGGUGUCCCCCUCAAACCAGCUCAACUUGUUAACAUCAACGGAGUGUCUCCAGUCCUCUCUGCCAACAUAAGCCCUGCUGCUCUUCCUCUUCUUCAUCCUCCUGCUUCUCCUUUUCUCUAUCCUGUUGCUCCUCAUCCUCACCAUUCUCACAGUGCUCUACAAUUAUUAAAGAACAAACCUUUAGUCCAGAAUAUGUCCAACAUCCAGAGUCAACAGAAGAUCGUUCCUAACCAGGCAAUGAAGAGCGGGGCUGAACAGGAGCUGUUUCCAGUGUGGGUGGGGAACCUGGUGUACCCAUUGUCUGAGGCCAUCCUCAGCAACAUGUUUAACAACGUGGGGCCGGUCCACAGUGUGAAGCUCCUCAUUAACAAACGAUGCGCCUUCGUUAACUAUACCAAACGAGAUCACUGUGAUGAAGCAAUCAGACGCCUGCAUGGCUCUGAUCUGAAUGGCAUGAAGAUCGCUGUGCGCUAUCCGGACCGCAUCCCUCCAGGAAUGGGGAUCUCCAGAUCUGCGCUGAAGGCUGAAGACCAGCAGGACGAGAACAUGAGGCAGAGUGGGACUUUCUGGCCCUCCAGACCGGGCUCCGACUUCAGAGGCAGCCACAAGUUCUGACCCACUGCCCUUCACAAUAAAAGCAGAACAAUCUCUAGCAUCUACAAGGUUUUCAAGCUUUGCCUCUUGAAGUGUUUUUAGAUCAUGAGUUUUUUAAAAAGGAAAGUUGCUGGAAAAUCCUUCUACUGAUGGGGAGAUCAUUUUAUAAUUCUGUAAAAAAGAGAAUCAGGUAUAAGUGAGAUGAUGGUAUUAAGAAACACUUCUUUAUGCAAAUAUUUAUUCCAGCAGGAGAAUCAGCCAAUUUAUCUUAUAAUAAUUAUAAUGUUUGAAAAAUGUUUUAUUCCUAAAUGAUUUUAGCAUUAGGCCCCACAAUGAGUAUUACACCAGCCCUCCAAGACACGUUUUAUUAUUCAUUUUACAGACAUUCACCAUUAUUAAUCAUUAAUGGGUGACGUUGACUUUACUCAGGUAUUGUUGAUUUCUCCGAGCCUGACUAUUUUCACCAUUAUCUUUUUUAUUUACUAUAUGUUUUACCCUGCUAUAAACAUAUUUAAUACAGAAUAUUGCCUUAUGGGUAUUUGUAUCCAAAGGAUCACUCAUGUGGUGAUCGUGUGAUUACUUCAGUUUAUUCAGAAGCCGUCAUCAUGAGUUUGUUCUUAAUGCAAGAAUUAAAGAUUCUGUCAUA